GGUUACGUUUCCGCAAGACGAAGCAAGAUCGGAAUUUACGUCGUCGGGGAAAACCUAGUGGCUGCUGCUGUUGGUGUCUCGAAGGUCUCCGAGAAGAAGUCGUUUGAAAUCACCUUUUCACCCCAUCGUGCACGGAGGGAGAUUAGAAUAACUGCAGCGUGUUUGCACGCAGAAGCGAUCAGAUUAACAGUGAAUGCUGAAACGUCCCGAUUGAUUGUUUUUUUCUACGGGGCACUUACCACCACACCGUGCGAGGGGAGCAGAAGUUUCGACUCGCUUGUUUUGUCUCUGCGGGGCAGGCUAUUCUGCAGGAAUGUCGCAGAACGAGAGACCCACGUUUUAUCGACAGGAGCUCAACAAAACCAUAUGGGAGGUCCCGGAGCGCUAUCAGAACUUAUCCCCGGUGGGCUCUGGUGCUUAUGGAUCUGUGUGCUCGGCAUAUGACGUGAAGAGUGAUCUGAAGAUUGCGGUGAAGAAGCUGUCCAGGCCGUUCCAGUCCAUCAUCCACGCUAAGCGGACCUAUCGGGAGCUGCGGCUUCUCAAACACAUGAAGCACGAGAACGUGAUCGGCCUAUUGGAUGUGUUCUCACCAGCCACGAGCCUUGAGGAGUUCACUGAUGUGUAUCUCGUGACCCACCUGAUGGGGGCGGACCUCAACAACAUCGUUAAAUGUCAGAAGUUGACAGACGACCACGUCCAGUUUCUCAUCUACCAGAUCCUCAGGGGGUUAAAGUACAUCCAUUCAGCAGAUAUCAUACACAGGGAUCUAAAACCCAGCAACUUAGCAGUGAAUGAGGACUGUGAGCUGAAGAUCCUGGACUUUGGCCUGGCCCGGCACACCGACGACGAGAUGACUGGCUACGUGGCCACGCGGUGGUACCGCGCACCAGAGAUCAUGCUGAACUGGAUGCACUACAACAUGACGGUGGAUAUCUGGUCGGUGGGCUGCAUCAUGGCGGAACUCCUCACCGGAAGAACGCUCUUCCCGGGCACUGACCAUAUAAACCAGCUGCAGCAGAUAAUGCGCCUGACGGGGACGCCCCCCGUCUCUCUCAUAAGCAGGAUGCCAAGCCACGAGGCAAGGAACUACAUCAACUCACUUCCUCAGAUGCCAAAGAGAAACUUCACUGAUGUGUUCAUCGGAGCAAACCCGCUCGCGGUGGACCUCCUGGAGAAGAUGCUUGUGCUGGACACGGACAAGCGGAUCACAGCCUCGGAGGCCCUCGCCCACGCCUACUUCUCCCAGUACCACGACCCGGACGACGAGCCCGAGGCAGAGCCCUACGACCAGAGCUUCGAAAGCCGGGAGCUGGAGAUCGAGGAAUGGAAGAGACUGACCUACGAGGAGGUGGUGAGCUUCGAGCCGCCGCCCGACGACGGAGACGAGAUGGAAUCCUGAGGGGGUUGGCGCUUCUAUCCUGAGCAACACAAUGACAACACUCUCUAGGACUAUAUCCUUCCUACACACACACACACACACACACAUUCAAGUGCCUGUCAUCGAUAAGGUUAUUGGUAUGGAACACGGUGAUUUCAGGGGUGUUACGGCCAAUAACCUUUCACUUCAUUUAUGCCUUCCAUAUCCUUCCGCCACAGUUUGUUUCCCGUACUUUUCUCCUGCCCUUCCACUCCCAUCGGUCCAAGGCAGACUUUGAAUCCAAGCACAUUCACCUUAGUUUUUCUGUGUGUAUGUGUUAGUUAUUUUACUAGCUUUAGUUGAGUCGAAGACACCCUGUGAAUAUCACAAAAAUACUUAUUUGAGCCACACGUUUAAAUACUAUUUUAACAGAUGUAAUUCUUGUGACAAUGUCAUCACAUGGGCUCUUAACUUAUGGCCACUGUCAUCACAGCUGCCAUAUCAGAGUAGAUGUCCUAAUUGCCAAGAACCACUUUCAGUCAAACCUUAACGUGGACCCAGGAUUUCAACUCCUUACUCUCUGGGAAAAUGUAUUUAAACAUGAAUACAUACAAGUUCUAAAGGAUGCAAAGUAUCUAAAGACGUAGUCAUAAGAGACUUGAGGCUAAAUGUAUUUAUUAGUGUUGGAUAUGAGAGCCUAUUUAUUGACUUGCAUAAUAUUAACAGUAAAUAGAGUUAGCGGUUUUUACAUCCCUUUGACCUUUUUACCUUCUUGAAUCUAUGUAUUUCUACUGAGGUUACGGUCUUCCCUCAAAAUAAAAAUAAAAACUGAGCAUAGACACACUGAUGAGAUUGAAAAUAGUCCAUUUUUUAAAAGCCAUCCAGUAAAAUUGUAAUUACUAUCAGUACUUGUAAAUAUAACAUUAGGGCACUCCCACCAGACAUAAGUUACCGUAUCCGUGUUGAAAUCACAAUCCACUUAAGAUCAACUAAAACUGGAUAUGUAAAAAAAAAAAAAAAAGAUCCUAAGGCUCUAUACCAAGUAUACUAUAUAAAGAUCUAGAUGUAUAGAUACCUAAAGAACUUUCUAAAGUAGCAAUUGGCAGUCGUAUCCCAAAGCCUUCAGGGUCAGUUCCUAGUGUUAAACCACAACAUGUCUUAUUUACACAGGAUAGCCUUGGAGACCGUUACCAGACGAUUAGCAAUCUUUUAGUCCGCCUUCUCACCAAUGUCCUCAUGUUUCUACUGUUUGCUCAAGCACUUCCUGUUGUCGUGCCCCAGGCCAGUGCUGUGGGACGAGGGAGCAUUGGUCAGCCGUCUCGCAGCUGUUUUUCAUUAAUGCGAGAUGGAGUCAGAUUGGGUUAUACAUAUUUUAUUUCUUUUUAAAACCUGGACAUUAUUACUUUGAAUUCAAUCAUGUAUUCCCCUUUUUUGGAUGCGUUUCUAUUUAUGUUUAUUGAAUGUUGGGCACCGACCUGCUCUGUAUUUAUGAUAUUUUGUUAUUUGUCUUCUGUAUAUUGAUGUAAAAGAGAAUAUGUUAUUUUGUGUCAAUUUUCAAGAAUAUUUUCUAUUUAUGGAGAGUUUCAACCUAUAUCCGAAACCAAAACUAUAUCAGUACUUUAUCAGUAACUUAAGCCAUGGUGACUGCAGCUGUAACUUGUGUAUCAAAAAAAUGCUUGGAAGCCAUUUGAAUAGUUGGAUGAUUGAGCUUGACCAAUUACAUUCCAACACAUUUUCGUUUUUACAGUUGAUUAUGUCAACAUGUGAAAUUUUCACAAUUUCAGUGAAAGCUGUUGCUUUUGAUUUAUUUUGAAUAGCUAGCUUGUCAACACACUGAUUAUUCAAACCUUUUAAUGUUCUUAAACUAUUUCAGAUGAUUGCAAAUUAUUGGUGCAUUUUUAGAGCAAAACUUAUCCCACAGAGGAAACUACCAUAUACACCUAACUGGAGCUUAAUGGCUGUGAAUCUUAUGGCUGCUCUUUUACCAAACAAGGCUGCUUUUAUUUAUAUCAAAAUUAAAUGAAGUGUGCAUGGACAUUUGAGGAUACACAUAUUUUCUGUUGACAUACAAGUUAUAUCCACAGUUGCCAUGAACUACAACCAAUCAGAAGCUUGUUUUUCUUCAUCCACUGCAACUUUGUUCAAUUAUUGCUUGAGCGAUUGUAUGUUAUUUCUUUUGUGUAAGAUUGAUCUGAUUCUGUGAUUCUAUAAUACUUGACAUUAUUUUACGCUACAACUGGAUGCAUUUGCAGAUUUAAGUAGGCUACUUUACUCUGGAGAUUCUUCACCGCAUUACUUUCAAGGCACAUUUUUGUAGCUUGAAGUGUUUGUUUACUCACUGAAUGCUGGUGAAAUUUAUAAGCGGCAUCAUUUGUAGAUUAAUCCAAAAAUGUAUACUUCUUGGCCAAUUGAUUAGGCCCCAAUGUCAAUACGAUAAAUUAUUCUCGUUGCGGUAUUUCUUGGUUUAAAUGUUUUUGCUUUUGAAUGGAAUUUUCCUUUAUUCAUUGCUUGAUUCUAUUUCACUAUAGCAGGCCAUGCCACCUGUAAAUAUGAUUAUUAAAAAUAAAGGCAACUAUUUUCAAA
This is a messenger RNA of Gadus macrocephalus (Pacific cod), 3940 nucleotides long. It is a transcript of the gene mapk14b, whose product is annotated as mitogen-activated protein kinase 14b. The coding region runs from base 314 to 1399 and encodes 361 amino acids. The transcript is spliced from 12 exons. NCBI's taxonomy places the organism in Eukaryota, Metazoa, Chordata, Actinopteri, Gadiformes, Gadidae. Gene Ontology annotation, biological process: intracellular signal transduction; protein phosphorylation. Gene Ontology annotation, molecular function: ATP binding; MAP kinase activity. Gene Ontology annotation, cellular component: cytoplasm; nucleus. The record is from RefSeq and is a predicted model, not a curated record.